Molecule: messenger RNA, 2134 nt
Organism: Cryphonectria parasitica EP155
Lineage: Eukaryota; Fungi; Ascomycota; Sordariomycetes; Diaporthales; Cryphonectriaceae
Exons: 4
Coding region: 1-1731 (576 amino acids)
Source: RefSeq, a predicted model, not a curated record
AUGUAUGCCAUCAGCAAUGGGCCGACGAGCAUAUGGGCAGCUGGGAAGACGGGGUGGUUCGAGAUCAACCCUGCUCCUGAGUAUGAAUCGAUGUAUGAGACUGUCUGCGAGGGGAUAGACCUCUACUACUCGGUGCUAUUCGCCUAUGAAGACGCACAGAAGUGGGCGGCCAAGAGCAAACGGGCUACAUGGCAGCAGUUGCCUAUUGAUGACUUAUUGUUUCAGUACGCCGUUAAAGUGGGCGAUGGUGUUACGCUCUUGGAAGCCAAAGACCGCUGUCGAAAACAUGCAUCCUUCCUUCUCGCCCACUUUUCCAAAGCCUUGGACUUUCAAUGGAAUGGAACGUCUUUUGCGAAAUGGAUGUCUAGCAUGAACAAAGAUAUUGUCAGGAAGUUAGUGGAUGUGGCUACGAAGAAGGUGCUCGAGCCAUCUGCUAAGGAACCAAGCUCCUCCCCAGAUGCUAUAACCAAACAAGAGCUCCAAGACGAUACCCAUCAGCUCCCUCUGCAUAUAUCGCCAAUAGAGUCAGAUCGUACCCGACGAAGCAAGUCUCGCGCAAGCAGGCAGAGCCAAGAGGCUGAUAUCAAGGGGCAGGUUGCGACUCGAUGGCCGUCAUCAACCACUCGGACUGAAACACCUAUUCACCCCCCUCUACCAGCGCGGGUACCGUUUGCCCCUACUCCGCCGCCCCCCAUCUCUCCAGCGGAAAGCACCACUCCUUCAGCGAUCGAACAAGCUGAUAAACCAUCGAACGAAGUGCCACAGGAUCCCGUGCACCAGCUCAAGGAGCUUGUAGAGGAAAUAUUAGCGGACGUUGGCGGGGAUGUAAGGAAAGUCAAGCAUAACACCGUGCAUUCGAAAUUGUAUCUCAAAUGCUCUAUGCUAUACCCCAUGGCCAGCGAAGUCACUCACUUUUAUGCGAAGCAACUUGCCGCAAGUCUUCCUUCUAAGUGGUAUAAGAGUCCCUUUUUCCUGUGGCUUAAGGAGCACCGCGACAAGCCCUGGAGACCCGAGCACGUGACAGCAGAGAACGUGGCAUCCAAGCUUGUCCGGCGGAAGAAGAGCAAGCACUCGGGAGUUCCUAAGGCUCGCAUACCUCCUGUCGCCUCGUCUCCGUCCCACGCUGGCAAGCACUAUCCUGGAACACCUCGGAUCUCUGGCCUGCGACCUACUACUGGUGUCAAGAGGCCAAUCGCGUACGACGAUGAUGGUGAUGACGACGACGAUGAAGAGGGCCGGCCCCCCAAACAGAGCAAAACUUCAAAUUAUCAUGACACUGACGAGAACGAAGAUGAAGAGGAGGACGCAGUCAUCGAUAGCAGCGAAGAGGAUGAGUCAGAGAUUCCGAGUGUAUCGAUAACCUCGCGUCCACCACCGUCAAUCUUCAAAGAGACUAUGAAAAUUGUUGUUCAUACCGACAAGAUACCAUCCAUGUCUCCGAGUGGUCCCAAUGGCACCUGGAAAUGCGAAGAGGACGGCUGUAAUUAUAUCGUUCGCUCCGCUGAAGAGGCGGAUGGAAGGGACCUGAUCGCCAAGCAUUUCAAAGACCACGAGAGCCGCGCUGAGAAAGUGAACCUCGCCCUUACUGAAGGAACCAGAGGUCACCUGCCUAUCAAUCACCUUCUCGAUAAAAUUCGCAGCUUCGGCGAGUCUUCUCAAAGGGACGAAGAACAGAGCUCUUCGGAUGGAAUAAAUUUUCCCAGACCCAUUAAGCGACGACUUCUGAUUUAACGAAUGCUUAUGGACGUAGCCAGGUCGUAUUGCACACCCCUUACUAUCGUUUUCUAUUUUCUUGUCGUUUUACAAGUAGGUGGGUGGAUCAUGAACAGACUUGCGCAAGCCAGCGGAAGCUUUUAUUGCGCGUACUUUACUGCUAUUUAUUUAAAGGGCAGGCACCCAGCAGUGGACCUCCCCAGACAUAUUGAAAAGGGUACAGAGGAUUGGGGAGGGCAUCCGGAUCCGCAGGGAGGGUUUCUGUACGCCACUGGUCUCCCUAGAAGGGUGAAUAGUGGCUCGGACCCCAACAAAUCAAUUCAUAUCCGCGCAUAUAUAUAUGAUUACUGUCCAAAUGAGUCACUCGACAACGUCUCCUUGACGGCGAUUGGCAUUGACAUCCUCGUUAGAGAGGUGGAAC